AUGGCGGAGUUGAACUCCCUCUUGCCGAUCCUGACACGUGCUGACGGCAUGAGCCGGGACAACUCGUCCUCGUUCGGAGCUCUCGGCGUCGUGCUCGUGAAGGGGGUGUUGGCCUACAUCUUGCUACGCUUGGGUAGGAGCCAAGACGGGCUGGAGGUGCUGGAGCCGGUGGUGGGCAUCCUAGCGGAAAACCCGGGGCUGCUGCGGCAGGUCAUGUGCUGGCAUUUGUCACGCUGCAUUCUGCUUGCGCUUACGAAGCUCGAAUCGCUAUGGGCCGCUUUUGAAGCCUCCCAUCGGACUAUGCCUGUGUCGGGCAUCGUCCAACAGUAA
This is a messenger RNA of Ectocarpus siliculosus, 330 nucleotides long. The record is from the annotation of a GenBank genome assembly. NCBI's taxonomy places the organism in Eukaryota, Phaeophyceae, Ectocarpales, Ectocarpaceae.